CAAGAAGAGUAGAGAUGAGGAGAGAGGGAGUGAAAUAUCUAGGUUGCUUGUGAGCCAAAGUAAGACCAAGAUUUAGCAUUUAACAAUUUGGUAUUGAGGUUGAACUUGGUACCAGACAAAAUCCCCGGGGCCUGUUACAUGUUAAACCCGGCUUGCAUCGCCUGAACUGAAAGCACCGGCAAGAGAAGCCAAAUUAUAUGUGUCAAGUGCUAACCGUUAGUUGCCAGGCUAGCUAGCAUAGCCAUUUAAGCAAUGGCGUUGAAAAGAAUUCAAAAGGAACUAACAGACCUGCAGAGGGACCCACCUGCACAGUGUUCUGCCGGACCAGUUGGAGAUGACUUGUUUCAUUGGCAAGCAACAAUAAUGGGUCCAAGUGACAGCCCUUAUCAAGGUGGAGUGUUUUUCCUCACCAUUCACUUCCCCACAGAUUAUCCCUUCAAGCCACCAAAAGUUGCUUUCACAACAAAAAUUUACCACCCUAACAUCAACAGCAAUGGAAGUAUUUGUCUGGAUAUAUUGAGGUCACAGUGGUCACCUGCACUUACAGUAUCAAAAGUUCUAUUGUCUAUCUGCUCUCUUCUUUGUGAUCCAAACCCGGAUGACCCACUGGUACCAGAGAUUGCCCAUACAUACAAAGCUGACAGGGAAAAGUACAACAGACUAGCAAGAGAUUGGACACAGAAGUAUGCAAUGUGAGAAUGCCAGUGAGAUCAAAAUACAAAUAAAGAGAAGCAAAGAAACACGUUUGAUAUUUCACGCAAGGCAAAUGAGCAAACGAGGAAAAUUAACUACACAACACCCCAUCUUUUGGAGAAGGAAGCGAUACAAUGAGGUACAGUGCCACCUGGCUUUCCAUGUGCUGAGCUGCUGCCAUGUGCUAUCCUUCGUGACUUGUAUGGAUCUGCUGAGCAGGACCUGACGGACUCCUGAAAGCACUCCCAUAUGGAAUACUGGAACCUCUUCACAGUUCAUACCGCCACACUCAGACUUUUAACUGUUACUUCUGCUAUUGUGAUUAUUACUAUCAGUGUUACUCUUCAUACUCUUAUCAUUAGCACUGUUGAUAUAAGUCAUAUCAUUGUGUUACUCAAAAGCAAAAUGUCCGGUUGAUUUAGGGGAUUCAUUUCUCCUACAUUUCAAAGGUACUGUCUGUGUCCCACUGGAUGUCUUGUGUUACUGUAUUUCCAUGUAUUCAGUGGCCUUUCUGUGUUGUUAUUGUUUUUAAGCGGUAGAUGUGCAAUUGAGGCAGAAUGUUCCCUGUUCAGCACAAAAUGGUGCGUGGCCAUUACCAGCAGUUGAUCUGUUGUUCGCAACAGGUCCAGAAACUGGUCAACACAUACUGUCUCUACCCCGAAACAAUGUGAAAGAAGUAAAGAAGGAUUGGUUUUUAUCACUCACUGCAUUUGGAAAUGCAACAGUAUUCACUGAUUCUGAAGAUACUGGAUAGCUGCUACAGCAGCUAGCUGCCCCUUGUUGCUUGGUAGGCAGAAAGCAAUGGGGAAUGCCCCCAACCAGUUUUCUCACCCAUGUUGUCAUUGCACCUUGAUAUCUUUCAGUGUCCAUCCAUGGCUGGUGUCAUAACACACAAAAUCCUACUGUUGUAUGACGUGCAUCUUUGUAUAGCUAUGAACAUAGCUAUUCGUUGGCAUGCAGCUGAGCUGUGUGUCACCUCCUCAAUACAGUUACUCAGGUAUCUAGCCAAAUCAUCAGCCUUUGAAAGGGAACAGCAUUGACCCAUGGUGAGAAAAUUGACCAGGGCCCAUAUCAUCAAACUUCUAAAAAUAGUACUGAUCUAGGUGUACUGGUCAGUUUACAUGACAAUAUAACCCAUGCUAUGCCUGAAGAGGCAAAUUGAUCAGUGUCAGAUCAGCACUGCUAAGGUUCUUGAUGCAUAUAGGCCCGAUGUCCUGUGUUGCACAACAAUAUGCUGUCCCAGAAGUACUGUCAUUUUCUCAGAGGGAGCUUCUCUCACUCUGUCCAGCUUUUUGUCACUACCACAGUUUCCUUUCUUUUUGAACACUUGGAUGUGAAUGUUGAAAACAGCUUUUAAUUAUGCUGUUGAUAAACAUGUACAUGCUACUGUUUUUUUUUUUUUUCUUCACAUGAAAAAGCCUUUGAUUGUGGCUAGUGUCAUUUAUAUUCAAGAUGGGGACUUCAGCAGACUUGACAUUUUGCAGACCUUUAAAGUCGUGCACAUUUAGUUACUUGAGGUUAAGAUUUCUUUUCAUUUGUGGAUCUUUGUUGUAUGUGCCCCAUGGUUUUUACAGUAAUGACUUGCCAAGGCAAGUUCAUCUACUAUAAAUUUCAGAUCAUGUGAAGCUUUGUUCUCUUUGGAUCAGCUUUUAUUUGUGUUUCUAUAUUACUCACCAUUGAUUCUGCAAAAAAAUACUUUAAUAAUUAAUAAUUUACACUGACAGUAAGACAGUUUGCCUAACAGGUGAUAUAUUUGUGACCUUUAAUUUAUAUAAUUUCUUUGCAAGCUUUAGUUUUAGGCUAUUUUUUUCAUGUCACCAUGAAUGAACAUGAUUGUGAUAUAUCAAAAUGUAAUCAGUUUUAAAGUAAUCCAGUACGGCAUUAACUAGGUAGGACAUGUCCUGAUUUUUUUUUUUUUUUUUUUUUUAAUCAGAGUAGCCUAAAACUUUUGUGAUGCUGCCAGUAUAAAGGGAUUUUGUCCAAAAGGGGAAGAAAAUUUGAUUUGUAAUAAAAUAUUGGAUUCACCCCAAAACGUUCACUGUAAAAUAUAAAAAGUGAGAAUCUGAUGGUAGGAUUAACACCAUGGAUUGGGCACCAAAUAUGGUUUUUCGUCAUCAUUAACAACUAUAGGGAAACCUGUCAAACCUAUUCUGAAUUCUACAUCCUGAAAUACAUUAUAUAUUGAAAGGCAACAUAUGACAACAUAUCCUCUCUGAAUGCAGUGAGAAUCCUUUGGCUGCCAGACCAUAAUUGAAAAAGGCUUGUGUGUAAUACUAGUAGUCCAACCUUAGCUUGCAUUGUUCAGUUGUUGUUUGUUUGUUUGUUUGUUUGGCUAUUUAUUUAUUUAUUUUAAAGCCGAGUAUCUUCCAAUUGUACGACUGAGUGCAGCCUCUAUCCAUCAUGUUCCUCUUUGACAGACAGCCUGGUGUGAGUGAUGCUAACUAGAUGACUUCCUCUGUCCAGUGUGCUCUCAGUAGAGUUUAUAUAGGCAGCUUAGCAUGCUUUGCACUCUGGAGAACCUCCUCACAGCCAUUUGCCAGAUAUCAGGGAUUUCGUUACAAUUCAUCUGCCUAACACCUCUAACGAAAAUCUUAGCCUUAACCCUCAUUUUGUAUAUAGAUAAAGAGAACAUGUCAUGAAAUAUACAUUUGCUAUCAGGGCUGUUUCCCCCCCUAAUGGGUUCAUUUCACCAGUAGACAUGCAAGUUGGUAAAGACUACUUACAUAGUACCACUAAUGUUUAAACCAUUGAGCCUGGCUGAAAUGCAGGACCAGCCUUCUAACAUCAGUAAUGCAUCUUGAAUUUGGAAACUGAAGUGCUAGAUCUGUCACCAUGAAGAACCAACCCCCCCCACCCCCCACCCCCCCUUGCAUACACAAAAUAACCAUUGACUUUGUCGAAACAAAUGAAUAAAGCUCAUUUUGUUUUA
Messenger RNA from Myripristis murdjan (pinecone soldierfish), 3622 nucleotides. It is a transcript of the gene ube2d4, whose product is annotated as ubiquitin conjugating enzyme E2 D4. The coding region runs from base 253 to 696 and encodes 147 amino acids. NCBI's taxonomy places the organism in Eukaryota, Metazoa, Chordata, Actinopteri, Holocentriformes, Holocentridae. The record is from RefSeq and is a predicted model, not a curated record. The transcript is spliced from 7 exons.